UGGCUACAACAUAACACUGCACUGCAGCUGCACUGUUCCUUGACAUGGAAUGGUGAGGAGAAAUGAGUGAGCCCAAGUACAAUUUCCCCCUCCUGUUGACAGACUCGAGUAACUCUGCCAACAACAGCAGCUUCAUGACCCCAGGCCUCCUCUCCACGGCCACCAGCAGCACUGCAGGCUUUAAGCCACGAGGGCAUGCUUCUUCAUCCAAGACUCCGCACACUACAGGGUCACGUUUCAUCCCAGCCACUACUCCUGGAUCAAGACAUGAGCGCUCCACCACUAUUGUGGCGGUUGUCGAGGGGCGUGGCCUAGCAACGGGAGAGGUGGGCCUGGCCAGUAUUGACCUCAAGAGACCAGAACUAGUCCUCUCUCAGUUCCCAGACACACGGACCUAUGUCAAGGUGUUGACCAAACUGCUCAUUCUGGAACCACUGGAGAUUCUCAUGCCUCAUACUGUGUGCGAUGUGGGUGCCAAGACAAAGCUCUAUCAGUUAGUAGCUGAGCAGUUUGCUGAGUCCACCAUCACCUCAGUGCAGAGGAAGUACUUCAAUGAAUCUAAAGGACUGGCGUAUGUUCAUCAGCUGUGUGCCCAGGAGUUCAACACUGUCGAGUUGGACAUCUCCACAAAGUACUAUUGUCUAGCGGCAGCUGCAGCACUACUCAAGUAUGCAGAGUUCAUUCAACACAUGAUGUUUGCUCCCAACUCCAUCAGAGUCUCCUACAAGGGAUCAGAGCACACCACUAUGAUAGAUGUUACCACAGUGAAAAACCUUGAGCUUCUGACCAACUCUCUAAACCCAAGGUCAUGUCAUUCUCUGUAUGGUUUGAUCAACUUCACAAAGACUCCCUGUGGAGCACGUCUCCUGAGGUCCAACAUCCUGGAGCCUCCCUCACAUCUUGAGACCAUCAAGCUUCGACAAGACUGUGUACAAGAGCUCACAGAGAACGAGGCCCUGUUCUUUGGCCUGGAAACAGUACUGAAGCAGUUUAUGAAUGUUGACCAGCUCAUCUCUUUCUGUGUGCAAGUGCCCAAGAGAGAGACUCCCAAGACUGCUGACACAACCAUCGGCUAUGUGAUUCAUCUCAAGCACACACUGCAACUUGUGGCUCCACUCAGACAAGCACUGGCUGAUGCUAAGAACCCUCUCAUUAAAGCAUGCCAUCAGGUGUUGGAUGAUCCUCGUUUUGAUAUCCUCCUCUCCAAGAUCAACGCAGUGGUUCAUGAUGACACUCAUUAUCAGAAGGGAGCUCUCAACAUACGCACACAGAAGUGCUUCUGCCUCAAGUCAGACACCAACAGCAUGUUGAACGUGACCAGGAAACUCUACAGUGAGAUUAUAGAAGACAUUGCAUUGAUGACAGAGCAGCUCUCCUCGGAGCAUGGGCUUACCUUGAGGAGUGUGUUCAACUGCAGCCGAGGAUUUUACCUACAGAUGACACCGGAGGGGGGAGGGGCCAAGAAGGGAGGGGGUGGAGUCAGCAAUAUACAGCUCCCGGACGUGUUCAUUAAAGUGGUGCGCCACAAAAACUGCCUGAGCUUCACGACUUUUGACCUCAUGAGACUGAAUGCAAGGGCCAACGAUGCACUGGCCGCCGUCUACCAAAUGAGCUAUAUAGUUCUCAAGGAGUUGCUGUCUGACAUACGGGAGCAGAUUGGGUGUCUAUACAAGCUCACAGAGAGUGUGGCCAUGCUGGAUAUGCUCCACUCAUUUGCUCACUCUUGUACUGUAUCAGACUAUGUGAGGCCCGAGUUCACCAACACCCUCGCUGUCAAGCAGGGAAGGCAUCCCAUGCUCGAGAAGAUCUCCUAUGAUCCUCCUAUACCCAAUAAUGCCUAUGCAUCCACUGGUAGCAACUUCAUCAUCAUAACUGGACCCAACACGAGUGGCAAGUCGACGUUCUUGAGGCAGAUUGCUCUACUGCAGAUACUGGCUCAGAUGGGGAGCUUUGUCCCAGCAGAGUACGCCAGCUUCAGACUGACCAAUCAGAUCUUCUCACGGAUAGGCUCAGAUGAUGACCUCGAGACUAACGCCUCCACUUUUAUGGUUGAGAUGCGAGAAGUGCAGUAUAUUCUACAGAAUGUAGACUCUACUAGUCUGGUGAUUAUCGAUGAGUUAGGUAGAGGGACGAGCAGUGAGGAAGGGGUGGGGUUAUGUCAGGCCAUCUGUGAGCAUCUCCUCUCCACUGAGGCCAUCACCUUCUUCAGCACACACUUCCUGGAGCUCACUAGACUAGAGGCUCUUUAUCCCAAUGUGGACAACUAUCACUUUGAGAUCAAGUACACACUGGAGGAUGGUGCCAAGAGGAUGACCCACACACACACUCUGAGCAAAGGCAAGACAGAGGAGAGGCAUUAUGGUCUCCAGCUAGCUGAGUUGUGUAUGCCUCCAGAGGUGGUGGCAGAGGCCCGGGAGAUAGCUGCUAAGAUAGAGAGGGACCAGAGCAAUGGUAGCGCUGAGUCAGUGGAGGCCCAAACCCGGGCAGCCACCUAUACAUUGGGCACCCAAUUGGUGCAGAUAGCUAGGAACUCACUGUUGGAUGCAGACUCUCUCAGGUAAACGUAUCUGAGUCAUCUGAAAAGAGACUACCUUGCAGAGCUGGACACUAUCAAAGAUUCACAGAGAGCGUCAAAUAAAGAUCCCACAUCUGAGGAAUAGCACAAUAACGGACCAUUUAGACCUUUAGAAAAGGUCCCUAAAAUUAAUUGUGAUAGUAUGUACUCACUUGGAAAACAGCAAAACCACAAUUAGAUUGUUAGAUGUUCACGUUAUAAUACUAAUUUUUAGCUUUUAAAUUUGCAUUUAAAAUAAAUAGCAUAUUGAUAUUUCUACCA
This is a messenger RNA of Halichondria panicea, 2836 nucleotides long. RefSeq names its product mutS protein homolog 4-like. The record is from RefSeq and is a predicted model, not a curated record. NCBI's taxonomy places the organism in Eukaryota, Metazoa, Porifera, Demospongiae, Suberitida, Halichondriidae. Gene Ontology annotation, molecular function: ATP binding; ATP-dependent DNA damage sensor activity; mismatched DNA binding. Bases 63 to 2561 code for a protein of 832 amino acids. Gene Ontology annotation, cellular component: nucleus. The transcript has 28 exons. Gene Ontology annotation, biological process: mismatch repair; reciprocal meiotic recombination.